AUGGCCUCGCCACUCAGAAUCGGCUAUGUGCCGGAGCACUUUUCCACGCCCCUCUAUUUCGCCAAAGAGCACUUCGGCCUCGAUGCCACCUUGAUUCCUUUCCCCUCCGGAACAGGACACAUGAUCACGGCCAUCCGCGGCGGCGAGAUCGACAUCGGCAUCGGUCUCACAGAGGGCUGGAUCGCAGGCCUCGGCAAGGAAGAUGCCCCUGGAGAUGGUGGCUACCGUCUCGUCGGCACAUAUGUCGACACGCCCCUCUGCUGGGCCAUCUCAACUGGAGCCAAGCGUCCCGAGAUCGCCUCAGUAGACUCCCUCAAGGGCGGCAAAAUCGGUGUCUCCCGCAUCGGCUCCGGCAGCCAGAUCAUGGGCUUCGUUCUCGCCGACCAGCAUGGGUGGCUCACCCCGUCCACCGCGCCCUUCUCAGACACGGUGAUCCUCAACAACUUUGAGAACCUUCGCAACGCCGUCAACUCGGGCGCCGCCGACUUCUUCAUGUGGGAGCACUUCACCUCCAAGCGCUACUACGACUCGGGCGAGAUCCGCCGUGUCGGCGAGAUCUACACGCCCUGGAGCAGCUGGAAGAUCGUCGCGUCGACGGCGCUGGCCAAGGAAGGGCAGAAGCUUGACGCGAGGAUCAAAGACCUGUUUGAAAAGCUUGACAAGGGCGUGAAGCACUUCAACGAGAACAAGGACGAGGCUGUCAAGUAUAUUAGCACGCACCUUGACUACUCUGAGAAGGACGCUAAAGAGUGGUUGAAGACGGUCAAGUUUACUGAUGGUGUUGAGGGUGUCAAGCCCGAGGUCGUGAACAACACGGUCGAUAUUUUGAGGAAGGCUGGGGUUUUGGUCGAGGGUAAGGGGAGACAGCCUGAAGCUAUGGUAGCCAAGGACUGA
Colletotrichum phormii is the source of this 894-nucleotide messenger RNA. RefSeq lists its product as uncharacterized. The record is from RefSeq and is a predicted model, not a curated record. Bases 1 to 894 code for a protein of 297 amino acids. NCBI's taxonomy places the organism in Eukaryota, Fungi, Ascomycota, Sordariomycetes, Glomerellales, Glomerellaceae. The transcript has 2 exons.